Molecule: messenger RNA, 522 nt
Organism: Oikopleura dioica
Lineage: Eukaryota; Metazoa; Chordata; Appendicularia; Copelata; Oikopleuridae
Source: the annotation of a GenBank genome assembly
AUGCAAGCUAUCAAGAUUUGCAUCAUUCUUGUUUUUGUCAAUGCUGAAACCGAUGUUGAAUGCGGAACGGUUUACGAUGGUCGGGCGAUUCAACUGACCGGGCGAUACCUUCUCGAGAUGGAAUAUGACGAGUGCUUCUCUCUUUGCACUUUUGUUCACGCGAUAACAUACGGGCCGUCUACUGCUUCUGGUCAUAUCUGCAAUGCUAUCUACAACCGCGGUUUCAAGCGAUGUAAUCUGCACCAUACAGCUCUCAGCAAGGAAAUCACCGAAACUAUAAGGGAAUUCGAAGGCACAAGAAACACCGGCUCAGUCAUGGUCAGAAACAAAAAGCAUUGCUCUGCCAUUUGUGAUCAAAUCCCUUCAUGUUUUAUCGCAGUGACGAAAUCGAGAGGACGACAUGGGCACACCUGCUCUCUUUUCUCUGGAAACUUUGACUACACGAAGCCAGGAAGAUGUAAUGCUGCUAGCUGCUCUUGCAAAAGAAAACCAAGCAGAUCACCAAGAACUUUCUUUGCCUGA